CAAGACUCUCGUGUCGUGGCUGUGGGCAUAGCGAACCGUUUUUAUUUCAUAUGGAGAGAGGAGAGCCAGCAGAACGUGCAAACGAAAACGCAAACACAGGCACGGCUCGGCAGGGCAGGCAGACAGACUGAAAGCUGAAACCGUAAAAAAAACAGGGGCACAAGUGUUAUUACUCAGUAAUUGUAAAAAUGUCAGCGCACAAACAACAAUAGGCUAAUAGAAGCAGAUCUACGUGUCGCGGCGCAUUCGCUGAGAAACAAACACAACAAAUAAAACCGUAAAAGGAAAGGAGAAGUACUCUCUGGUUGUCUCUUUUGCACAUUCUCUGCCUCUCGUUUGCGUUCGAGAGGGACGGCAAUAGGCAGCGCAGUUGGCUUUUUGCUUUUGCUGCUGCGCAGUUAAGGAAUAAGCGGUAAAAGAAAACCAGUGUUCAGACUGUGCAGAGGAAAGGCAGGAACAGAAAUACAAUUUAUUGCAAUUGCAAUUGAAAUGGCAGCCAUGGCACCAGCAACAGUCAAUAACCACAAAGGGCCCAAAUCGCGUCGCAAUGAGCGCAAUAUUUUGACCUUUUACGAGAAGAUGGCCGUCAUACGCUACUACGAUGAGACAAACAUUUCGAGAAACAGUCUGGCCAAGAUGUUCCAUUGCUGUGCCACACAGAUACGUCGCAUACUGGAAAAGAAGCAGGAGCUGCUGCAGCAGUUGGCCACGCUUAGCGAGGCAGAUGCCUCCACCAUCAUUGAGGAGAUGACGCGUAAGCGUCGCAAGUUCGAGAUGAGCGCCAUCAGCUUUCUGCUCCACGAGUGGGUGAAGCGCUGCCGUCAGCUGCGUCUUGGCAUCAGCAUUCGCAACCAGAAGCUAAAGGAUACGUCCAUGAAGAUGGCAGCCGUGCUGAACUUGCCCAGCUUUCGUCCAUCCUAUCGCUGGCUGAACCGCUUCCGCGGCAAGUACAAGUACGACGAGGACGACCUGGGCUAUCAGGGAAGCGACAGUGUGACACAGGAGCUGCCUGUCGAGGAGAUCAUUGUGGAGUUCAAGCAUUCGCUGCCCAAUUUUAUGCAAAGGGAGCUGCAGGAGACCGAUGGGGAUACCAGCAAGGAAUUGGUAAACCUGUCAAGUGAGAACAGCCUGAUGUCCGACACUGGGCCAGAGCGUUUCGAUGAGGACGAUGUGGAACAGGUCACCUGUGAACCCAGUGUACUGCUCUCUCCGGCUACCUCGCCUGAGGCUAUGGAUCAGCCACAUCAGGUCGCACCAGAGGAGGAUCCCUCGAACAGUGCACAAAUUAACGCCGGCACCACAACUCUACUCAACGGCGUAUUCCCCCACUUGGCCAUCAUUCACCAAUUUGCUUUGAUGAACUCUGACAUACAGGCCCUGGAGCUGAUCUCACAGUUGGGCGUGCACAUGCAGCAGCAGGCCACAAGUGGUGCCUAUCGCACACUCUCGCUGGCCACAGGCACUGAAGGAGGCGCUGCUGAGGAGUUCAACUCCAUGCCGGAGCUACCGCCAGGCAGUAUCUACGCGGACAUUGAUGACAUAGAGUUGAUCGAAUAGGAAUCCAAAAACUAAUCUUAAAUCUACUUUAAAGCCAUGAUACAAAUAAAAGUAUU
Molecule: messenger RNA, 1613 nt
Organism: Drosophila guanche
Lineage: Eukaryota; Metazoa; Arthropoda; Insecta; Diptera; Drosophilidae
Gene: ebd2
Exons: 3
Coding region: 490-1557 (355 amino acids)
Molecular function (GO): DNA binding
Source: RefSeq, a predicted model, not a curated record